Cololabis saira (Pacific saury) is the source of this 2359-nucleotide messenger RNA. RefSeq names its product Yip1 domain family, member 2 (gene yipf2). The transcript is spliced from 9 exons. Gene Ontology annotation, cellular component: membrane; Golgi apparatus. Gene Ontology annotation, molecular function: small GTPase binding. The record is from RefSeq and is a predicted model, not a curated record. Gene Ontology annotation, biological process: vesicle-mediated transport. Bases 351 to 1265 code for a protein of 304 amino acids. NCBI's taxonomy places the organism in Eukaryota, Metazoa, Chordata, Actinopteri, Beloniformes, Belonidae.
CCAGACCGGACGCUAGCUUGAAUGUUUGACAGCACCGGCUGUGGCGUCGGUGCUUUAAUAAUAUUACUAUCAUAGUGUCGCUUUAUUUUGCGUAUAUAAAAGCUCCAUGAGUUCUUUUCCCCUGUUACUUCCUUUAAUAAUUCAGUACAUGUGUUGUUGGUGGCUGUAAACCGAGCAGCUGCUGCAGCCAGGGAGCUGCUCUAAUAUCUUUAAUAUCUUUAAUAUCUGUAAUAUCCCGCAUCUGCUUCCUUUGUUACUGGACAUAAAGUGUAAUAUUAAACGUCUAACUAUAGGCUUUAAAGGAUAUCGUACCAAAGCUUGCAUAAAGUUGCUGUUUACCAGUUUGAGCAAUGGCCAGUCCAAAUGAUCUACAGUUUCAAGAGUUUGAUGAAGCAGCAGAGCUGUUGUCAGCUGACCCGGGGGCCUCCACCCUCAGCAUGUCUGCAUCAAACACCCCCGCUUCAUCUGGGCCGGCAGAACCCGGGGUGGACGUGAAGCUAGAUAUGUCAGACGACGACGAGGAUGAGGAGGAGAGUUCAGAGCUUUUAGGACGACAGAAACCAAGUGGUGGGUUCUGGACAUUUGAAUACUAUCAGUCUUUCUUCAAUGUGGACACAGCUCAGGUACUGGACAGAGUAAAGGGGUCCGUGAUGCCACUAACAGGAAGAAAUUUCAUCAAACACCACCUGAGGACAAACCCAGAUCUAUAUGGUCCGUUCUGGAUCUGCGUGACGCUGGUGUUCUCCAUGGCCAUCAGUGGGAACCUGUACACGUGUCUGAGUGGGAAGGGAGACCCCAGCUACCACUACAGACCCCAGUUCCACAGAGUAACCAUCGCUGCAGUGGUGAUCUUCUUGUAUGCUUGGCUGGUGCCAGCUGCUCUGUGGGGGUUCCUGGCCUGGAGGCAGAAUGAGAGGCAGAUUGUAGGCUACUCCUUCCUGGAGACGGUGUGUGUCUACGGCUACUCCCUCUUCAUUUACAUCCCCACAUCGGUUCUGUGGAUCAUCCCGUACGACUGGUUGCAGUGGACACUGGCCCUGGUUGCCAUGGUGAUUUCUAGCUCAGUCCUGGUCCUCACCUUCUGGCCGGUUGUGCGUGAGGACACCAGAGUGAUGGCCGCGGCGACGGUUAUGACCGUCAUUGUUUUACACGCACUGCUGGCAGUCGGCUGUAAGCUCUUUUUCUUUCAAAAAGGGAAUCCCCCACCGUCACCGGCCCCGACAACCCUGUCCAUUCACACGACCGUGGUUACCAAACCCCACUGACCAAUGAGAAAGGACCACCAUGACGACCAUGAAGAGUUCAACAUGUUAAACCUCUGUGACUGUGAGCUGGUUGGAAAUAAGGCUAACUACUUCACUUAAAUAAUAUUUAUACCGCGGUGGGUUAAAAUGUCAAGCACUCUGAUUUACCAGAAUCCCCUGCAUCUAAGACUGCUGGAUGACACUCAUUAACAGUUCAGGUUGCCACAAGUCAUUCCUUAUGAUGAUUGUUAUUAUUAUCAUUAUUAUUAUUGUUAAAUUGUUGUUAAAACAAUCAGUGUGAUUAAAUGAAGGAACUGAAAUCAUCACCUCGGGUAACAUUAGCACCAGGAAGUGUUUGGUUCUCCCUUCCAGUUGGUUCAGAAUAAUGUGACCACGCUAGUGUUAAUAAUAUAUAAGGAAAGGAAGCCGCGCCUAAGCGCCGCGCCUAGGCGCCGCACCUAAAGGCCACGCCUAAGCGCCGCGCCUAAGCGCAGCGCCCAGGUGCCGCGCCUAAAGGCCGCGCCCAGGUGCCGCACCUUAAGGCCGUGCCUAAGCCUAAAAGGUCUAAGCGCUGCGCCCAGGUGCCUUAGAUUAAGGCUGUGCCUAAGCGCCGCGCCUAAGCGCCGCGCCUAAGUACUUGAGUGGAGUAAAACUGGAAAUGCUGACAUUUUGAUGCACCAUAUCACCUCUGGUCAAGCAACGUCACAGAAGUUCUUGAUUCCCUUCAAUAGUUUCAGUUAAGUUAUGUCUAAAGAGUUAUUUAUUCACUGCUGUGUUACUACUGAAAGUUUUUGUUAAUAAAAUUACAAUAGUUUUCUCAUUGUCUGUAAAUACUCUUCUAGUCACCAUCUGCAGAUUUCCUCCUUGACUGAUGAGGCUUAUUUGGAUUUACUCGUGUGUAAUCAUUUAGAUCUCCAGUCAAAAUAUUGUUUUAGGAGGUUGAUGUCCUCGCUCAGCGCUUGCUUCCAAGACGUUUAGGGCCAAUCCCAAUACACCCCCUACUUUCUACCACUACCCCUAAAAGAAGAAGCCACAAAUUUUAGGGCCCUUGUAAUCUUCCCAGCGCCCUGUCCCAAUACUCCCACUACUACUUUUCAGCACCACCCCUAAAUCUA